Pezoporus flaviventris is the source of this 3739-nucleotide messenger RNA. It is a transcript of the gene ITGB3, whose product is annotated as integrin subunit beta 3. The transcript is spliced from 15 exons. The record is from RefSeq and is a predicted model, not a curated record. Bases 258 to 2600 code for a protein of 780 amino acids. Lineage: Eukaryota; Metazoa; Chordata; Aves; Psittaciformes; Psittacidae. Gene Ontology annotation, cellular component: integrin complex; cell surface; focal adhesion. Gene Ontology annotation, molecular function: fibrinogen binding; integrin binding; fibronectin binding. Gene Ontology annotation, biological process: cell-matrix adhesion; cell adhesion mediated by integrin; integrin-mediated signaling pathway.
UUAGUAGGUCCUUGACGGAGCAAAGCGAAGCGAAGCAUGAGGAGGUGCCGGCAGCGCGGGCGGGGGCACAGACCGGCUCCCCAGUGAGUGACGAGCCAGCGCCGCUUCCUCCGGCCGGCCGGCCCCGCUCGCCGUGUGUCACACACCCAGCCCCAUGAUUCAUCUCCUGGGCUGCUCCAAGCCUCCCGAGCUGCUCCCCAUCGCCCACGGGGGGGCCGGUCCAAGCAGCCCCCCGCGCUCGGGGCUUGCAGGACGCGAUGGGAAGGCUCAGCGUGGCUCUCGGGAUCCUCGCGCUCUGCGCUGCUGGCGCCUGGGGGGGUAACAUCUGCACCACCCGCGGGGUGAACUCCUGCAAGCAGUGCCUGGCUGUGAGCCCUCUCUGUGCCUGGUGCUCUGCCGAGGUCUUGGCACCAGGGUCCCCUCGCUGUGACCUGCACACCAACCUCCUGGAGAACGGCUGCGGGCACGACUACAUCGAGUCCCCCAGCAGCAGCGUGACCAUCCUGGAGGCCAGACCCCUCAGCGACAAGGGCUCAGGGAGCUCCAUCACCACCCAGAUGAGCCCCCAGAGAAUACGGCUGAACCUGCGGCCGGAUGAUUCCCAGAUCUUCCGUGUCCAAGUGCGACAAGUGGAAGACUACCCCGUGGACAUCUACUACCUGAUGGACCUGUCCAACUCCAUGAAGGACGAUCUGAGGAACAUCCAGAACCUGGGCACAAAGCUGGCCAGUGAGAUGCGCAAGCUCACCAGCAACCUACGCAUCGGCUUUGGAGCCUUUGUGGACAAGCCCAUUUCCCCCUACAUGUACAUCUCCCCUCCAGAAGCCAUCAUCAACCCUUGCUAUGAGAUCGGGGAAACCUGCCUGCCCAUGUUUGGGUACAAGCACGUCCUGUCGCUCACGGACGAGGUGACCCGCUUCAACGAGGAGGUGCGGAAGCAGAGCGUCUCAAGGAACCGUGAUGCGCCUGAGGGUGGCUUUGAUGCCAUCAUCCAGGCCACCGUGUGCGAUGAGAAAAUCGGCUGGAGGAAUGAUGCUUCCCACCUCCUCGUCUUCACCACGGAUGCCAAGACCCACAUCGCGCUGGAUGGCAGGCUGGCAGGCAUUGUGCAGCCCAAUGACGCCCAGUGCCACAUUGACAAGGACAAUUUCUACUCUGCCUCCACCACACUGGACUAUCCCUCUCUGGGCCUGAUGACUGAGAAGCUCUCCGAGAAGAACAUCAACCUGAUCUUUGCUGUGACAGAUACAGUGGUUGGCCUCUACCAGAACUACAGUGAGCUGAUCCCAGGCACAACCGUGGGCACCUUGUCCAGAGACUCCAGCAACGUCCUGCAGCUCAUAGUGGACUCCUACGGGAAAAUCCGCUCCAAGGUGGAACUGGAGGUGCGUGACCUCCCUGAAGAGCUGUCCCUGGCCUUCAAUGCCACCUGCCUCAACGACGAGGUCAUCCCUGGGCUCAAGUCUUGCGUGGGGCUCAAGAUUGGGGACACGGUGAGUUUCAGCGUCGAGGCCAAGGUACGGGGGUGCCCGCGGGAGCGGGAGAAGUCCUUCACCAUCAAACCCGUGGGCUUCAAGGACAACCUGACCGUGGUGGUGAACUUCGACUGCGACUGCUCCUGCGAGAGCCAAGCGGAGGCCAACAGCUCGUCCUGCAGCGGAGGCAACGGCACCCUGGAGUGUGGCGUGUGCCGCUGCAACGCCGGGCGCCUGGGCUCGCACUGCGAGUGCUCGGAGGAGGAGUACAACCCCUCGCAGCAGGACAACUGCAGCCCCCGGGCAGGCCAGCCCCUCUGCAGCCAGCGCGGGGAGUGCAUCUGCGGGCAGUGCGUGUGCCACAGCAGUGACUUCGGGAAGGUGACGGGCAAGUACUGCGAGUGCGACGACUUCUCCUGCGUGCGCUUCAAGGGGCAGAUGUGCUCGGGCCACGGGCAGUGCAGCUGCGGGGACUGCCUGUGCGACCCGGACUGGACCGGCGACUACUGCAACUGCACCACGCGCACCGACACGUGCAUGUCCAGCACCGGGCUGGUGUGCAGCGGCCACGGCUCCUGCGUCUGCGGCAAGUGCGACUGCACCCAGCCCGGCUCCUAUGGAGACACCUGCGAGAAGUGCCCUACCUGCCCGGAUGCCUGCACCAUCAAAAAGGAUUGUGUGGAGUGCAAGAAGUUUGAGCGGGGGACGCUGGUGGAGCAGCAGUCCUGCAGCCGCAUGUGCCGUGAUGAGAUUGAGACUGUGCAGGAGCUCGUUGACAGGGGCAAGGAUGCCGUGAACUGCACCUACAAGGAUGAGAAUGACUGCGUGGUGAGGUUCCAGUACUAUGAGGACUCCAGCGGCAAGUCCAUCCUCUACGUUAUCGAGGAGCCGGACUGCCCGAAGGGGCCGGAUGUCCUGGUGGUCCUGCUCUCAGUGACGGGCGCCAUCCUGCUCAUCGGCCUCGCUGCUCUGCUCAUCUGGAAGCUCCUCAUCACCAUCCAUGACCGUCGGGAGUUUGCCCGUUUCGAGGAGGAGAAGGCCAGAGCCAAGUGGGACACGGGCCACAACCCUUUAUAUAAAGAGGCUACAUCUACCUUCACCAACAUCACGUACCGCGGGAACUGAGGAUGCCGCAUGCAGCGCUGCCAUGGGAUCACCCUGUGUGCUCUGUUGGAGUCCAGUUUACAGAAGAGCUCGAGUGUGUUUCUGUGUGGGUGUGAAUGUCUGUGUGUAAUUUAACAACCCCUCGACUGCCUCCAGAGCCCUGUAACCGCAGGGAUGUGCUUUCCAUGGCAAACCUCUCGUCCUUACCUCGGUGGGUCGCCCCGCAGGAUCCGGCGGCCCCUCCAUACACUGAACACGGAGAAACGGGACUUUGUCUGCCUGGCCAGUUUGUCAACCCUUUGGUGCUCAUUGGGCCAGGUGGAUUUCAUGAGCAGAUGCUCAAACUAAGUGCUGAGCUGUGAUCUCCUGCUGGUGAAGCUCUGAUUGCUCCAAGCAUCCCUUCGUGAACUGGACAGAUGUGGAGCCCUUGGGCACAGGAGCCAUCCCUUGGCUUUGUGGGUUGAGGACACUGCUCGAGCAACCCACCAGCCCUGUGUUUCUGGUAAUACUCUGGCCCAGGAUGGUGUAAAGCAGCGCCCCAGCAUCAUGGUACCCUUCCUUUCAUGUUCCACCAUUGCCCAACCUUAUGUAGCAUCAGCUGUGCUGGUCCCAGCUGCAGCCCCUGGGCUGGUGCUAAGCUCCCCAUGUCCCCCUCCACUCUCCACUGUCUUCAUGCCACAACUCAUGCAGGUGCACAGGCAGCAGCCUCAGGAACGCCGUGCUGCCCAUUGUCCCCUGAGCCUGGCCACCUUUCUUCCUUUGCUGUGCUUUUUGGGCUGCAUAACUGCACCAAGCUUGGUUUUCUGGUUCUAGAGGAGCAGGCACCAUUCAGGUCGUGUCCUGCUGCCUGGAGCUCUGUUGUCCUGUUGGGAAAAACAAAGCAAUGUCCUGAUAGCAGAGUUUGCUGUAACAGUGCUGCUGCCCUGCCCCAGGGAGAGCACAGCGGCUCUAAGGGGUAGCUUCAUCCCCUUUGCACCAAAAAGCAUCAGUGCCUGGUGUGGGACUGGUCCCGAGGGCCCCAACUGUCUGAGCUGGUGGUGGCUCUGUCCCUGCUCCCUGGCUGUGUGGGAGCAGGGGCAGGGGUUGGAUGGGCAGCACCGGAGCAGCAGCGAUUCACACCAUGGAAAUAACCCUCGAUACAAUAAAAGAUGUCACACACA